CAGCAUCUGACCGAACAACAAAACACUCCUCCGUAUCAAGGGGCGUGCCCGCAGCUGGAGAGAGAGAGAGGUGAAAUCGCGAUGGCGAAGAAGGCGAUCAAUGUGCGGGUAACGACCAUGGAUGCGGAGCUGGAAUUCGCAAUCCAGCCGAGCACCACUGGUAAGCAGCUCUUUGAUCAGGUCGUUAAAACAGUCGGACUUCGCGAAAUUUGGUAUUUUGGGUUACAGUACACUGAUACGAAAGGCUUUCCGACAUGGUUGAAACUUAAUAAAAAGGUUGUGGUGCAAGACGUUAAAAAGGAACAGACUUUGUUAUUUAAAUUUCGCGCAAAAUUCUAUCCUGAGAAUGUUCAGGAGGAGAUAAUUCAGGAUGUUACCCUCAGAUUAUUCUAUCUACAAGUAAAAGAUGCAAUUCUAUCAGACGACGUUUACUGUCCACCCGAAACAUCAGUAUUAUUGGCAUCAUUUGCGAUGCAAGCGAAAUACGGUGACUAUGUGGCUGAAACUCAUAAACCUGGUUGUCUCACAUCAGAUCGACUACUCCCUCAAAGAGUUAUUGGGCAGUUCAAACUCAGUUCGAUUGUUAAAUGCUGUCACGUUUGUAGUCCUGAAGAAUGGGAAAAACGUAUAAUGAUUUGGUGGGCAGAUCAUAAGAAUACAACAAGGGAGCAGGCUAUGAUGGAGUACUUAAAGAUUGCCGAAGAUCUCGAGAUGUAUGGAGUUAAUUACUUCGACAUUCGUAAUAAAAAAGGAACAGAGUUAUAUCUUGGAGUUGAUGCGUUGGGAUUGAACAUCUAUGAGAAAAACGAUCGGCUGUCACCGAAAGUCGGCUUUCCUUGGUCCGAAAUCAGAAACAUCUCCUUCAACGAUAAGAAGUUCGUCAUCAAACCGAUCGACAAGAAGGCCAAUGAUUUCGUAUUCUAUGCACCUCGUCUACGAAUAAAUAAGCGUAUUCUGGCGUUAUGUAUGGGCAAUCAUGAGUUAUAUAUGCGCAGAAGGAGGCCUGAUUCCAUUGAGGUGCAACAAAUGAAGCAGCAAGCUAAAGAGGAGAGACUUCAAAGGCAACUUGAACAGGAGCGUCUCUCCAAGGAAAUGAGCGCACGUGAAGCAGCCGAACAGAAGCAACGCGAAUACGAGGAAAGAAUGGAACGUCUGAAAGAGGAAGUAGAAAGAGCACAACGUGAACUGUCUGAGGCACACGAUACGAUCAAGCGUCUUGAGCAGCAGCUACAUGAGUUACAACUGGCGAAGGAGCAGUUGGAAGCGAAAGAGCAAGAUUUGCGUAUGUUGAAUGAACAACUGCAAUCAGAGCGCGAAAUGAGCACAGAGGAACGUAAUCGGUUGAUAUCUGAAAUUCGAGAGCGUGAACUGCAAGUGGCUGAAAUGCGUGAGCAGGUCGAUUUGAAAACCGCCGAAACGAAUCGGCUCAAGAAAGAGGUUGAUUACUCUUCUCAACUCAGCUCGAUUGAAUGCUUGGUGAUUUUUCAGGUUGAUGAAGCAGCAAGAUUGCGUCGUGAGGCAGAAGAGAAGCAAGCACAUGCAUUGCAGGUUAAAGAAGUUGAUCUUGAUGAGGAUAUGCUCCAGAAUGCUCAUACAGGUACAGAAUUGACAGCACGUGGUGACGAAAAUGUUCCUCAGAGAGAGCUUGAUAGGAUGACGGCCACUGAACAGAAUCUGUCGUUGAAACACAAACUUGAGGCUUUGACGGCUGAUCUAGAAGCAGUGAAAGAUUCACAACACGUGACCGAAUAUGACUUACUACAUAUGGAGAAUAAACGAGCUGGUAGAGAUAAGUAUAAGACAUUACGUCAAAUUCGUGGCGGCAAUACGAAACGCCGUAUUGAUCAGUACGAAAAUAUGUGA
Messenger RNA from Anisakis simplex (herring worm), 1863 nucleotides. Lineage: Eukaryota; Metazoa; Nematoda; Chromadorea; Rhabditida; Anisakidae. The record is from the annotation of a GenBank genome assembly.